Aureobasidium subglaciale EXF-2481 is the source of this 471-nucleotide messenger RNA. RefSeq lists its product as uncharacterized. The transcript is spliced from 3 exons. Lineage: Eukaryota; Fungi; Ascomycota; Dothideomycetes; Dothideales; Saccotheciaceae. The record is from RefSeq and is a predicted model, not a curated record. The coding region runs from base 1 to 471 and encodes 156 amino acids.
AUGCACGCAUGCUCACUCUUCCUUGCCGCUACCUUCGCCCUAGUCACUACCAUCACGGCCCUCCCGCACCGGAAACGCCUGGCUGAGAACGAACCCUGGCAUCUCACAAAUCUUGCCGUCUUUACCAGUUCCAAUGGCCUCAGGAACGGCUCCAUCUCCUUCAACUUGGUAGACAACAAUGUCGGUCUGCAAGUAAACACCUUUUGCUUUCGCUCCGUUGCUAGCUCUGUAGAGGAUGGAGGUAGUUUCUAUCCAUGCGGAAACAAGGACUUUAACUUCAGAUGGGAUGGUACGACUUUACGCUUGCAGAGGAGAUAUAUUGAUUCGAAUGUUGGACCUUGCCCAUUGUAUUGUACUGUUACUGCCUAUGGCAAUGGCACACCUAAGCUUUUUGUGGACUAUGUUGGAGAAGAUGGCAAUGGCGCUCGUCAAGAUGCUCUGGAUAUCUUUAUUACCGAGAUGGUUGCCUGA